AUGUCGCACAGCAGCGAGGGCAGGCCCAAGGGCAUUCUUAAAAACUCAUCCAGCUCAAACAGCAUCCCCCAAGCGCAAGCGCAAACUACUCACUUUCACACCCCCACCCCCGAAAUCCACCCCACCGUGCACGUCACCGACACCAAGGAAAUCACUCUUCAAAACACACUGCAGAAUGCAGGCCGUCGUCGGUCCUCGUCGACUACCCGGCCCGGCUCCUCGUCUCGCCGACAAUCCCUGGCUAGUAUCCACGGGCACGAUGACAACUCGCCGCGACUCAAGUGGGAUGAGGCGAACAUUUACCUGACGGAGCAGGAGAAGACGGCCAAGAUGAAGAUCGAUGAGCCCAAGACCCCUUACGCCCCGCAGUACGACCCCGCCGAGGACGAGGAGGAGAUGCAGCUGGCCGAGGCGGAGGAGUCGCUGAUUGAUGCGCAGGGGGUGGUGGUUGAUGAGUUGGAGAAGUCGAAAGUGCCGUAUAAGAAGGGAGUGUCGGAGGAUGAUAUUCCAGAGCUGGAACUGGGUGAGCCCGAGGAGGAAGUUCCUUCUGGGAACGCGGCGGGGGAUCAGCAGGAUGGUCGGGUUUUCCGGGCCCGAAGUCUCAGUAAUGACUCGCACAAGAGUGAGAAGCACGUUGUUGUCGGGACGGUUGGUGCCAAUGGAGCGGGGGAGUCGGAUGCGGAUCACUUGUUGACGCCUGAAGAGGCCAAGGCGAAACAUGACCAAUUUGAAAAGCAUCGGAAGCAGCAUUACGAGAUGAGGAACAUUAAGGAGCUUCUUGCCCAUCCUGAGAACCUGGACGAGAUGGACGAGGACGACGAUGACGAAGAAGAAAGUGCCGCUCCUCGUGUUCCACCCCCGGUGCCGAAGAUUCCGGAACAAUUUUUGAAUGGAGGAAGAUAA
Aspergillus wentii DTO 134E9 is the source of this 903-nucleotide messenger RNA. Its product is annotated as PP1-complex regulatory subunit GLC8. Bases 1 to 903 code for a protein of 300 amino acids. Gene Ontology annotation, biological process: regulation of signal transduction. The record is from RefSeq and is a predicted model, not a curated record. NCBI's taxonomy places the organism in Eukaryota, Fungi, Ascomycota, Eurotiomycetes, Eurotiales, Aspergillaceae. Gene Ontology annotation, molecular function: protein phosphatase inhibitor activity. The transcript has 3 exons.